Molecule: messenger RNA, 1360 nt
Organism: Diabrotica virgifera virgifera (western corn rootworm)
Lineage: Eukaryota; Metazoa; Arthropoda; Insecta; Coleoptera; Chrysomelidae
Product: mitochondrial basic amino acids transporter
Exons: 5
Coding region: 413-1312 (299 amino acids)
Biological process (GO): mitochondrial L-ornithine transmembrane transport
Cellular component (GO): mitochondrion
Molecular function (GO): high-affinity L-arginine transmembrane transporter activity
Source: RefSeq, a predicted model, not a curated record
CUUAUCUGCCAUAAUUGCGAGCAUCCUCAUUAAAUAUAUAAACUAUUCUUUGGUGCUGACCUUUCAAUACCCUAUCUACUGCGUAAGUUUCCAGAUAAUCACAUACUAGCCUGAUUUGCAGCCAAGCGAAGAAGAGUGGUUUAAAUCAAUUUAAAACUUCUCAUUGUUUACCCCAUUAAAUCAAUUCUGAUUAAUAAUAACCUUUUGGUCACUUCUGUUGUAAGAGCAUGUUAAGCUGUAGCAACUACUGUCAAUUGAAUCCUUAAGGUAUUGUUGAAUUAGUACAUGGAGCCCUUAUUUGGUCAAAUUAUAACUAAGAAAAUUUACGAUUGUCAGCUGAAAGAAAGAUUUACAUCCGUCCCUUGGAAGCUAACUGUUUUUGUAGACGUGUAUCAUAUUGAAAGCCCUGGUCAUGUCUCUUGAUUUUAUUGCCGGAUGUGUUGGGGGUGUAGCUGGAGUUUUUGUAGGCCAUCCCCUCGACACAGUCAAGGUAAAUUUACAAACACAAUGUGCAGUUAAUCCUCAGUAUCGAGGAACUGUUCACUGCAUAAAAUCCUUAAUGGCAAAGGAAGGAAUUAAAGGAAUAUAUCGAGGAGUAACUAGUCCAGCUCUGGGAGUAGCAACGUUAAAUGCAGUUGUGUUCGGUGUAUAUGCCAAUGUUCAAAAAUAUUCGACAAAUCCUGAGAGCCUCUCAUCGCAUGCAGUUGCUGGAGCAGCAGCGGGAUUUUUCACUAGUGUUAUUUCUAGUCCGAUGGAGCUAGUUAAGUCAAGGAUGCAGGUUGCAGGAGCCCAAGCAGGCAAAAGUCCAUUGGAUUGUUUAUUAAGAAUUUAUAAACAACGGAAAUUGCUUGGAGUAUUUCAAGGAUAUGGUAUAACAUUGAUAAGAGACGUUCCAGCCUUUACAACCUAUUUUGUAUCUUACGAGUAUUUAGCCAGAACCGAGGAAGGACAGGUCCCUUCAUCGGCAACAAUAUUAUUCGCUGGUGGAAUGGCAGGUGUGAUAUCUUGGAUAAUACCCUACCCACUAGACGUCCUUAAGUCAAAAAUUCAAGUAGACACCUCAAAACAAUUUUCUGGAGUGUAUGAUUGCUUCAAGCAAACCGUCAACACAGAAGGAUAUCGAAGCCUUUUUCGUGGAAUGACACCAACAUUAAUUCGGGCUUUUCCAGUAAAUGCCGUCACCUUCUUCGUAGUAACCUGGACAAUGAGAAUUGCAAACAUGGAAAUCAGGCUACCAGAUUAUAACCCCCUUAGGUCUAUUAAUUUCAAACCACAUUUGGAGAUUAUAAACGAAGGAUAUUCAUAUAUGUGAGUUUAGAAUAUUUUUUAGUUAGUUUUAAUAAAAUAAUUAAAAACAUUA